GAAUUUUAUGGGCUAUGAAUUUCUUAGGUUAGGGACGAAGCAAGUUUUAUUGGCUUUUUCAAUGGUUAAGUCAGGUUUUAAGAAUCAUAUGGGAAUUUCAAAAGCCAAUACUCCACAUUGACCAGUACUUGAAAGAUGGAUUUGGGAUGCAUAUCUUUGAUAGUGUUGUUAAUGUGAUAGACGAUGGUUUGAUUGAGGUUUUUGGACUUGUUUUGGCUGCUAGUUUUUCUGUUGACCGCGAGGUAUUUUGGGCGGUGAUAUAUGGUAAGGAGGAGGAUGUGUGCAUUGGACUCUAUGUGUUGCUGACUGUAGGGACCUUUAUGACCACUGCUAGAAAGAAGCUAAACAUGGAGCCUUUUCAGCUGGUGAGGAAGCUUAUGCCCCUGACUUCCCCUCAUCCUUUGACUCCAUUAAUAUCUUCAAAGCAGGGUCUGCUUAUGCUCUUGACAGUUUCUUUGGCACAUUUGGGUCCUGGAGACACCUUUCAAUUAACAAGGAAGCAUCCAACAUGUCAUUAGAUUUGGAAUUAGGAGUUUGAAGGUGUGGAACCCUGGCAGCAGAAUCAUGGCUUUGGUUAGGGAUAGGCAUGAACCUCCUUUUCCUAAAAGUGAAGGAAACGCGUAACUUUUGUCAAGGUUUCCCACUAUAAUAUUAGAGUAAUGUUUUAUGCAUCAAAACCCUUUUAGCCUUGGGGCCAACAUGAAAACCUGAUUGU
Messenger RNA from Rubroshorea leprosula, 715 nucleotides. The record is from the annotation of a GenBank genome assembly. NCBI's taxonomy places the organism in Eukaryota, Viridiplantae, Streptophyta, Magnoliopsida, Malvales, Dipterocarpaceae.